GGUUGCCAUGUCCGCGUGUGUCUGGCGCUUAUACGUCUCCACCGUCGCGAAGUGCACUGGAGAAACAUUACAACUGGUACUACCUAUGGCGCUCAAACGUCACCGCCCGCCUUUGACUUGGAUGGGUACCGUUUCAGACUAACAGACAGGAGCUUUUGGUGCGGUGAACGUCCAAUAUGGCGUUCCCUAAAAGCAGGGAAUCCGAAAGUACUUUGGAACUGGGUUUCUCGAGAAACGUGACGUCAGACACCAGCGACAGCCGACGUGAAGUACAAGUGCGCCGGCUGUGCUGUCGGCAUAUCGACUUCUCCUGUCCUCAUUUUAGAGACGCCAAAUUCAGACGCUGCUAACAAAGCUGGCAGCUGAAGAGUAUGACUUUAUUACAGCAGGCAGAGAGGAUGACAAACGGUGGUACAUUUAAAAACUGAUCAGCUUACUACCAACAUGCAGCCAUUAACGUAUCUUUGGAGAGAUUCAAGUACGUGUAAAAUAUAUUCUCAUCUGUUUGUGUGUGACUAAGUGUGUGUCAUCAGUGAUCAUUGGUGCUGGAACUAUUCUACUCAUCUAAGUGAAGCGUCGACGUGUGAGUGAUAAGAAUCAUAUAGCUAUCUCUCCAGUGCAUAUUACCUCAAAGGAAUUUCAUUAUCAUCCGUUUUUCACGAGUACCUGUCCAUAAUCCUACCCUCUUUAACAUUACAGGUUGUGGAGCAUUUUUGGUCUCGUUAUUCCAGUUAUCUCUGAAUGGAAAAUACUCAGAACGGUUACCUAAGACGUUCGUGUAAAGUGUGGCGAAGCUUUCUGAAUGUGCGUGUGUAGUGCAAUAAAGUGAGUGACAGAAGUGGCGACAGGAAACGCGGAUGCUGUUGUCCAGUAUCCGGCCGAGAUCUGUUCAACAUGAGCAGAGACUUCCAGUCGGUGAGCCAGGUGGCCUGGAGCGUCCGGAGGGACGGGCUGCUGGAAGGCCCUACUGAUAAUGACACCGACUGCGCCCACAGUCAACUGCCCUCUGUCAAGGACUACUACACAGAGCUGAGUCCGGUGCUGGUGUGGGUCAUCGCCGUCUCCACGGUGGCGGUCCUUUCCACGUGCGCCGUCUACGUCAUGAGCUUGUGGCACGUGCUCACCAGGGCAGCACCCACACUCAAGUCGCCCACCAGCUACGUGCUCACCAUACACCCAGUGGCGGCUGUGGCGUCGUACAUCUCGGUGAUGAUCCCGCGCACGUACUUCCUGAUGGAGGCGCUGGUGCAGGACCUGUUCACCAUCUGCGUGUACCAGAUGUUCUGCCUGCUGGCCGCCUACUACGAGCAGGAGGGCGUCUCGCGCAAGCUGCGGGGCGCCUGCAUCCGGCUGAGCACGGGGCCGUGCUGCUGCCUGCCCUGCUGCCGCCGCCUCUGCACGCCCGUGCCGCUCACCAGGAGUGCGAUGAUGAAGCUCCGCAUCCUGGUGCUGCAGUUGCCGGUGGUCCUGUGGGUGCUGUACGGCGUGUGCUACGUGCUGUGGGCGGAGGACGAGAAGCUGCUGGACGCGGCGCAGCCGUUCCUGGUGCCGCUGCAGGUGGGGUCAGUCCUGCUGGCAGGCUGGGGCACCAACAUGGCGGCGCACGUGCUGUCCGAGGCGCUCGGUGGGGUGCGCGCCACGCACAAGUUCCUCGCCCUCGAGCUCACCGUGCUGCUGCCCGAGGUGCAGAGUCUGCUGGCGCACCGCGUCGCCGGCCUCUUCCCCUGCACCGUGCCCUUCACGCCGCUUUUCUGGAGCAACAUGGUGGUGAAUGUGCUGACACUGCUGGAGGUGUUUGCCCUCAGCCUCUGGGCUCGAAGCCUGUACUGCCACCAGGAGCUAGGCUUCCACCGCAUGCGAGAGGAGGAGGAGGCGGGUGAAGACGCGGAACACUGCCAGGAGAUGGUUGACGUCUCAAAUGCCAGGGGCCUUCGGUAGCAGUCUGAGCUGGUGGUUGCUCAAAGUGACCGUGAUCGAUUGUGGUACUGCCCAUCAGGGCCUGCAAGACAGCUCCCAGCAGAGAGUCGUGCGAUAUCCCACUCGUACUCUAGCAUUGGAGAUUGAACCUCUCACAGAGCACCAGCGACACGCAAUUGCAGGGAAAGUUGCACACCUGCAGCUGUUGGCUUUGAGGUUACCCAGUUUUGUAUCAUCUGCAGAAUCUGCUAUACCCUGUGGGAGAAAUGGAGCAUCAUCCAUCCCAGAUGUGUGAAAUGAAUUCUUUUCUGCAUAGCCCAGUAAGUGGAAGUCAGCCUUCCCUCGGGAUAUUCAGCAGAGUUUCCAGAUGUCUCCAUGUGGUCAG
Molecule: messenger RNA, 2302 nt
Organism: Schistocerca cancellata (South American locust)
Lineage: Eukaryota; Metazoa; Arthropoda; Insecta; Orthoptera; Acrididae
Product: organic solute transporter alpha-like protein
Exons: 7
Coding region: 895-1938 (347 amino acids)
Biological process (GO): transport
Molecular function (GO): transporter activity
Source: RefSeq, a predicted model, not a curated record